Molecule: messenger RNA, 6792 nt
Organism: Phacochoerus africanus (Common warthog)
Lineage: Eukaryota; Metazoa; Chordata; Mammalia; Artiodactyla; Suidae
Gene: MTMR4
Product: myotubularin related protein 4
Exons: 19
Coding region: 1065-4640 (1191 amino acids)
Biological process (GO): dephosphorylation; regulation of autophagy
Molecular function (GO): phosphatidylinositol-3,5-bisphosphate 3-phosphatase activity; protein phosphatase binding; metal ion binding
Source: RefSeq, a predicted model, not a curated record
CACUGCCAGUCUGGGAACCGCAACGACCGCGUCUUGCCCGGCCCCGCCCCGGCCCCACCGGCUUUCCUGAGACCCGCCUUCUGUCAUUCGGGGCUCCGCCUCCGAGUCUUUAGGCUCCGCCCCUAGAACCUGGGCACCUGAGCUCCCCUGUCAGCCUGACCCGCCUCCCCCCGUGGCCAGAUACCCUAGGUCCAGGAACCCUGGGUCUCCCAGGCCUGGUUCUCGUCUCUCUCUCCCUCCGUUUCUUGAGGCUGCUUGCCAGUGGGCGGUGAGGCAGCACCUCUGGCUUGCCGCUUGCUGGCUCCCCCAUGAGGAAGGGUGGGCUGUGAUCAGGAAGGCGGGUAGGACCACAGAUGGAGGCUUUUGUAGCCGCAGCCUUCAGCAAGGCACACUCCUAGACUGCCUCUGAGCUCGAAUAGCAGGCAUGGAGAAGUGUCAUUGAAACCUGGGCCCGGCUCCCUAAGUGGGCCCAGACGGCUCAACCUGACAUUUCUGUUGCUUGGGCCCAUUUGACGCUCACUGACUCUGAGGCCUGCACUGGCCUGAUUCUAUCCCCAUUGUGUGGACUCCUCCCACUAACCUGCACCCCGCUUGGUGUCAAGUACACUCAGCAGAACAUGUCCAGCCCUGCUGCCUUCUGAUCACAGGUUGUGGUCCCCUCCCUCUUGUCCUCUGCUCUGGACUCUGCCCCAGUAAACAGGUCAGGUGGGUGCUACUCACAGACUCAGAGGCUGGCCCUGCGCUCCUCUGGUGGAUUUAUGUUUCCACCAGGGCCAGAAAUGAGUCCUGGCUGUGCAGCCUCUGUCUCUUCAGAGUUGGCAGGUCUUUUGCUCUCCCACAAAGAACAGGGUUUGGAGUGUUUUACUUCUCCUUCUGGGUCCGGGAAUCGGGAUGCUUGAGUCCUGCUCCAGAACUUUGUUGCUGCCUUCUUGCUCUGCAGAAUCACUUGUUGCUUUCUCCCCGUGUAGCUCCCACUGCCUCUGUCUGGCAUGGUGAGUUGUGGAGAGACUGGAAUCACUGUGAAGAAGUGAGAAACAGGCAGCCAGGACCCUCACCACGGUAGAAUGGGUGAGGAGGGGCCCCCCAGCCUGGAGUACAUCCAAGCCAAGGAUCUGUUCCCCCCCAAGGAACUGGUGAAAGAGGAGGAGAAUCUGCAGGUGCCCUUCACUGUGCUGCAGGGUGAGGGAGUGGAGUUUCUGGGCCGCGCAGCCGAUGCCCUCAUCGCUAUCUCCAACUACCGGCUGCAUAUCAAGUUCAAGGACUCUGUCAUCAACGUCCCCCUCCGGAUGAUUGACAGCGUGGAGAGCCGUGAUAUGUUCCAGUUGCACAUCGCCUGCAAGGACUCCAAAGUGGUGAGGUGCCACUUCUCCACUUUCAAGCAGUGCCAAGAGUGGCUCACGCGGCUAAGCCGGGCCACAGCGAGACCUGCCAAGCCUGAGGACCUCUUUGCCUUUGCCUACCAUGCCUGGUGCCUGGGGCUGACCGAGGAGGACCAGCACACCCACCUGUGUCAGCCAGGAGAGCAUAUACGAUGUCGGCAGGAGGCUGAGCUGGCGAGGAUGGGCUUUGACCUGCAGAACGUCUGGAGGGUCUCGCAUAUCAACAGCAACUACAAAUUGUGUCCCAGUUACCCCCAGAAGCUGCUGGUUCCCGUGUGGAUCACAGAUAAAGAGCUGGAGAAUGUGGCUUCCUUCCGCUCCUGGAAGCGCAUCCCUGUGGUUGUGUAUAGACACCUGCGCAACGGGGCUGCCAUCGCCCGCUGCAGCCAGCCGGAGAUCAGCUGGUGGGGCUGGCGCAAUGCUGACGAUGAGUAUUUAGUCACGUCCAUCGCUAAAGCCUGUGCCCUGGACCCAGGGACAAGGGCCACCGGGGGUUCCCUCAGCACUGGGAAUAGUGAUGCCAGCGAGGCAUGUGACGCGGACUUCGAUUCCUCCCUGACCGCGUGCUCUGGGGUGGAGAGCACGGCCGCCCCGCAGAAGCUGCUCAUCCUGGAUGCCCGAUCCUACACGGCGGCCGUGGCCAACCGGGCCAAGGGUGGAGGUUGUGAAUGCGAAGAGUACUACCCCAACUGUGAGGUCGUGUUCAUGGGAAUGGCCAACAUCCAUGCUAUCCGGAACAGCUUCCAGUACCUGCGGGCAGUGUGCAGCCAGAUGCCCGAUCCCAGCAACUGGUUGUCAGCACUGGAGAGCACCAAAUGGCUGCAGCACCUGUCGGUGAUGCUGAAGGCGGCUGUGCUCGUGGCUAACACAGUGGACCGGGAGGGCCGGCCCGUGCUGGUGCACUGCUCCGACGGCUGGGACCGGACGCCGCAGAUUGUGGCCCUGGCCAAGAUACUCCUGGACCCGUAUUACAGGACGUUGGAGGGCUUCCAAGUGUUAGUAGAAUCCGACUGGCUGGAUUUUGGGCACAAAUUUGGAGACCGCUGUGGCCACCAGGAGAACGCAGAGGACCAGAACGAGCAGUGUCCUGUGUUCCUCCAGUGGCUCGAUUCCGUCCACCAGCUGCUCAAGCAGUUCCCCUGCCUGUUCGAGUUUAACGAAGCCUUCCUGGUAAAGCUGGUGCAGCACACGUACUCCUGCCUCUACGGCACGUUCCUGGCCAACAACCCCUGUGAGCGAGAGAAGCGCAACAUCUACAAGCGGACCUGCUCUGUGUGGGCCCUUCUGCGAGCCGGCAACAAGAACUUCCACAAUUUCCUCUACACGCCAGGCUCGGAAAUGGUCCUGCAUCCCGUGUGUCAUGUCCGGGCACUGCACCUCUGGACGGCUGUUUAUUUGCCCGCGUCAUCUCCGUGCACACUCGGGGAGGAGAGCGUGGACCUUUACCUUUCGCCGGUGGCUCAGAGCCAGGAGUUCUCUGGCCGCUCUCUGGACAGAUUACCUAAAACGAGGUCCAUGGAUGAUCUGCUUUCUGCCUGUGACACAAGCAGCCCCCUGACGCGCACAUCCAGUGACCCCAACCUGAAUAACCACUGUCAGGAGGCCAGGGUGGGCCUGGAGCCCUGGCCUAGCGAUCCCGAGGGAUCAGAGACAGCCUUCCUGGAACCUGGGGUAGGAGGUCCUCAGCAGACUGUAGGAGAAAUGGGCCUUCCUCCCUCUCUGCCCAGCAGCCAGAAAGACUACUUGAGCAAUAAACCUUUCAAGAGUCCCAAAAGCUGUUCUCCAAGUUACCACCCGCUUAAUGCCACAGCGCCCCAGGACCCGGAAAGCAGCGCCUCUGACCCUGAGAUCAAAGUCCUGGAAGAGACUGAGGCGCCAGCUCCAGACCUUCCUGCCCGGGAUGAGCUGGGUAGGACUUUAGCCGGCACAGAGGAGCCCCCCAAUCACAAAAAAGCAGCUCUCCGUGUGCUCUCUCAAGUCACUUCCAGCAAGUGUGAUGGAACUUGUGAUCUUCCCGAGUCUUCCCAGGUCACCCUCCCAGGUGCCCCCCCGCAGGCCCAGCCAGACUCUGUGCUCUCCAGACGCGCUCCACAUCCCAGUCUGGGCACCCUCUGUGGCCCACCCAGUGCUAGCUGCCAAACGCCUCUGGACCCAAGCUCUGACUUGCUCAACCAAGACCCCCUGGGGUCUGUGGCAAGUAUGUCUCACCAGGAACAGCCCAGUUCUGUGCCAGAUCUGAUUCCUGGGGAAGAAGACAUAGGCAGACGAGGGAAUAGUAGGAAUGGGCAGUUAGCGGAAAACCCUCGCUUUGGGAAAGUGCCAUUGGAAUUGGCCCGGAAGCCAAUUUCUCAGAGCCAGAUCAGUGAGUUCUCUUUUUUAGGGUCCAACUGGGACAGCUUCCAAGGGAUGGUGACUUCAUUCCCGAGCGGGGAGACCACCCCUCGGCGGCUGCUCUCCUAUGGCUGUUGCAGCAAGAGGUCGGGCAGUAAGCAGAUGCGGGCAGCAGGGCCCUGCCUUGGGGGCCAGUGGGCUCAGAGAGAAGGGGUGAAGUCACCGGUCUGUUCUAGUCAUUCCAGUGGACACUGUACUGGUCCAGGAGGAAGGAACAACAGGAUGUGGUUGUCUGGCCACCCAAAGCAGGUCGCCAGCACAAAGCCUGUUCCCCUGAGCUGCCCUUCUCCAGUGCCUCCUCUCUACCUGGAUGACGAUGGACUCCCCUUUCCCACGGAUGUGAUCCAGCACAGAUUACGGCAAAUUGAAGCAGGGUACAAGCAAGAGGUGGAGCAGCUACGGCGACAGGUGCGUGAGCUUCAGAUGAGGCUGGAUAUCCGUCACUGCUGUGCCCCUCCAGCAGAGCCCCCCAUGGACUAUGAGGAUGAUUUUACGUGUUUGAAGGAGUCAGAUGGCAGUGAUACAGAAGACUUUGGCUCUGAUCACAGUGAAGAUUGCCUUUCAGAAGCAAGCUGGGAACCUGUUGAUAAGAAAGAGACUGAGGUGACUCGCUGGGUUCCAGACCAUAUGGCAUCACAUUGCUAUAACUGUGACUGUGAAUUCUGGUUGGCCAAACGCAGACACCAUUGCAGAAACUGUGGGAAUGUAUUUUGUGCUGGCUGCUGCCACCUGAAGCUGCCCAUUCCUGAUCAACAACUCUAUGACCCAGUUCUCGUCUGUAACUCAUGUUACGAACAUAUCCAAGUAUCGCGGGCCAGGGAACUCAUGAGCCAGCAUCUGAAGAAACCCAUUGCCACAGCUUCCAGUUGAAUGCCAGAGGAGGCGACCUGUCCGAUUUCAGCAGGUUUGAAGGGAGGAGCUGCUUCAGGUGUAGUUUGGAAGGUUCCUUGGUGUGGCUCAUGAAAUCACAGAGCUCAAAGAUACGGCCUUGAGAAAUCCUCCUUGGUACCACGAGACUGGAGCAGAGAAAUUCCAAUUUGGCAGGAGGUCCUCCCCUGGUGAGACUCCCACCUUGGGGUAAUAAUGGUCCUGAUCCAGACCUAGAGUCUGGGAGUGUCAUGUUGAGUUGGCGACUCCAGUUUCUUUCUCCUGGGGUCACAAGACGAUGAUUUCAUAGAUACUGCCCGCUGAUGCGUGCCCCCAACAGCAAUAGAAAGGCAUAUGUAUAACCAAACUCCAAGUGAUAACCAGGUCCAUCUCUCCUCCACCUUGAAAAAAGCAGAUUAUAGUACCUAAGAUAGGAAUUCCUCUCCUAUUUGAAAUGAACUAUACCCUGUACCUCUGUGCUCUGUGUCCGUGCAUGAAGGCUCAGUCUUUAGAGGCAUUCCCUCUAGUUGCAUUAGUUCUGUCUUUCUGUGGAGUUUGGUUUACAGACUGGUUCAGCAAGUAGAGGUUUUGCUGUAAUUUUUCACUUGGCUCAUCAGCCAGCAUCGGUGAACAUCCAGUUUAGGGGGACAGUUCUAGGGAGGGAGACUUUUCUGGGAGCAGAGGAAAACGUUGCUGAUGGUCCGUGCUGGCAUACAUCAGUCCUUUUGAGCUGGGAAGGCAGGAGUCAUCUUUACUAGGUGGCAGCUCUCGAGGUAUGCACUGUGAAGAAUGAGAAGGGAGAAGCAGAAAUUAUUCUUGUGAAAUAUUUGCUGAUUGUGCCCCACCCUUUGCGCCUGACUUUUCCUAGUUGUCCUGGUGCUAACACAGGAGCUACACCUUGAUCCUCUCCUGGCAUGAAAAUAAAACAUUGGGGGUUUUGGGUUUUUUUGUUUUUUUUUUUUUUUUUUUUUUAAUUGUCGUUCCAUUGCCCACGUCCCUCAUGUCGUCUUUCCCUUGGCUGCUGCCUCCUCUGGGUCACACUGCUUCUUAUCCUGAACACUUGACACCUUGAGGGUAGAAUUUAGCAUUUGGUUUUUACCUCUUAGAAUACGCUGUUUGGUAUGUGAGGGUUUCAGUACAAAUGCUGCUGUCUAUUUCUGUGCACUUAACAAUGGAACCCAAACAGAAGAGAAUAAAGCCUGGAUACCAAAAUUGGGAGAGAAAAUGUGUCCAUGUGGACCAAACAUUGUUUUUUUGUUUCAUUUUUUUCUUUUUCUUUCUUUUUUCAUCUUAAUCUAUACCAGUGGCACUUAACCAAAAGAUACACUGACAUAGCCAUGUACUGUGUUUGGGACAGAUACAGUCUCCUUGACCUAUAAUAAAACCAGUAGGAUUUCCUUUUACAUUUUCCUUCAUUCAUUGGUAUGUAAAAGAUAAAUUCCACUUCAGCUUAGCCUGUUUUAAAACUAUGGUAGCUAACUGCUACUUGUUCAUGUUGUUUCCUAGAAAAAAAAAAAAAUGUCUUUCCUUUGAAAAUAACUAGGAUCUGCAUGUGGAGCAAGAAUUGUUACUUGUCCUGACCUUUCUUCAGCUCUACAGAGAAGCAUCUGUGCUUUUAUACUUGCCAUGGAUGUAACCUAAAAAGUUUUGGCGUAUUUAGGUCAGUCUAGCAGAACUUUUUUUCAUUUAAAUGGAGUUGAAUAAUGGAGAUUUUGUGUCUGGGAAAUUCCUGAGAUCACUGAAAAAGUAACAAACUCUUCCUUGUCUCUGAUAGGUAAAAUUCUUCUAAGCAUUUUUCUCAGUCUUUAAAAUUUACUGCCAGUUGUGAGUGGCUUUUUAAUUAACUUGACUUUCACUGCAUUUCACUCUGCCCAUUUUCAGGGGGGAGUCAGAUUGGCAACAUUUGAGGAGACUGUAUUUGUCUACUUUGUGUGGCUGUUUUGAGGGACUGUCCCAUCAGUGAACAUACUGCAUGGCCUUGGAGAGAGACUCUGGGCUCUCGGCUCAGAUGUGUUCAUCAAAUACUCCUCUCAGAGCUCUUGUGGGUGUAAGUGACAUGAUGUGGCCAAAAAUCCAAACUGUGCAGUUGCGUUGUGACAAACAUGCAAUGUGCUGUAAAAACUCAAUACAAUUUAAAUAAAAUCUCUAUAUUAGU